GACAGCCCACCCCACACGAGGGGAGUGAAGUCCAACACACGCGCACCAACCCUCCUUCCCCUUUCCUCCUCCCCACCUCGCCUCCUCCCCAAACUCCGCAGAUUCUCCUCGCCGCUCUCCAAUCCGGCCGUCGGUGGACGGUCAACAUCGCCGCCCGCCGUCCUGACGAAGCAUCUACCCCUUCCCGCCACUGCCUGCCUCGUCGCCGGUGCAUGAGAGUGAAUCAUGGGAGGGUUUUGCUGCUGCCUUUCCACAGACGAUUUUGAGGAAUAUGUUCAUCCAAAUAAUCCUGUCUAUAGGCAAUGCAUAUCCCUGAGGCAUUUGUUCCACAACAUGUUUGGGGGGUAUACUGCAGCAUUUCAGAGGCUCGACUCUAGACCAAACAACCCAGCUCAAGGAGCUGCGCCAUUGUCAUCCACUAAUCCAAGUACUAAUAUAACUGAGAGUUCGCUGUCUGAAACUUUUCACCUUGUUUCUAGACCACUCCCAUAUGACAUCGACCCUAGAUAUGCCCGGGUUCAAAGAGAGGGACUGGUAUCAAGGCGUGAGAAGUCUAUAAACCUCACGCAAGAAGAGUCGCCAGCUCUCCGACGAAAUGGCAGCAGCUCCGGUGUUGAACAUUUAGCUGCUCAAAAGAAAAGGAGCAGCACUGAUCCUGAGGGUGAACAUAAGGUGCGUCGUUCUGAAUCGACCAAGAGUCUUUCUGGAAAAGCAUAUAACAGCAGUUACACCGUCAUCACUUCAGACGACGAAGAUGUCUGCCCUACUUGUCUGGAAGAGUACACCCCGGAGAAUCCGCAGAUCGUAACUAAAUGCUCCCACCAUUUCCAUCUGAGUUGUAUUUAUGAGUGGAUGGAGAGAAGCGAUACCUGCCCAAUUUGUGGGAAGGAAAUGGAGUUCUGCGAGAGCCCCUGAGAGAAACUUCAAUGUGAAUGCUGGUGGGCAUCAGGAAGAGUGGGAAAAAGUAUCUGCAGCAUGGGAUGCUGGAGAGUCUGUAAAUAACACCGUAGUUCUUUGCUGUCGAAAACCUAUCUCGUACCCGAGAUCAACUUAUGUGUACUGAAAUCAGUCUACCAAAAAGUCGUGCUGGAUAUUUCCUGUA
This is a messenger RNA of Hordeum vulgare subsp. vulgare (domesticated barley), 1102 nucleotides long. RefSeq names its product E3 ubiquitin-protein ligase At3g02290-like. The record is from RefSeq and is a predicted model, not a curated record. Gene Ontology annotation, molecular function: ubiquitin-protein transferase activity. NCBI's taxonomy places the organism in Eukaryota, Viridiplantae, Streptophyta, Magnoliopsida, Poales, Poaceae. The coding region runs from base 226 to 915 and encodes 229 amino acids. The transcript has 5 exons.